AUUGAUUUGAGCGUCGGUGAAGUGCAUGACACUAAGAACCAAGUGUUUUGUGAGCUACACAUUGUAGAUCUGCCAAAUUCCAGAGCUGCACUGGGCCGUAGUCCACUUUCACUGCUGCACUCACCACUGGCUUAUCUUACUCUUUCUUCACUAUGGAUCUUCAAUCAACUAUACCGUCUUCUACGAUAUUCUUAGAACUACAAACAGUCCACGAUACGGGUUAUUUCUAUUCUCUGCCUUCACUGGAGGACGAUUGGGCACAGACACGACUUGAAAUGGAUCGAUAUUUGUGUCCAGAACCAAGUGCUGUAGAAAACAAAGAAUCAAAUUUAGGAACUCCAACACCAUGGAACGAAUUUCUAUUACCGUUUGACGAGACUACAUUUCCUUUCGGUGACGAUUGGGAUUUAAAGCCUAUUGACUUCAAUACAUCGCCAAAUUCAUUGCCAACUGUACCUACUGUUCUACCCGAAACUCCAACUGAACCAAAGCAACCGUGUGUGGAGCUCACGGUAAAACCUCUAAAGMUCAAGUUACCUAUCCACGUUUCUGGGGAUCUCAGUAAGGUGUCUAAACCAGUAUUACCAUUAACUCCACCGAGCUCACCAGAGUCCCCUCUACCUUCAAUCGUAAAUCAACAACGGGCACCGCGACCUGUCUCGCGUGCACCUCGCACUAAAGGUAGCAAUGCAGCUAACACUAGUAGACCUAGUAGUCCGAAGGACGGUGCCGAAAGCAAGCGUAGGGUUCACCGUUGCAAUUUCAGUGGCUGUCGUAAAGUCUACACUAAAAGCUCACAUCUUAAAGCUCAUCAACGCACGCACACAGGAGAGAAGCCGUACAAAUGUUCUUGGGAAGGAUGUAAUUGGCGGUUCGCUCGUUCUGAUGAACUUACUCGCCAUUAUCGAAAACACACUGGAGCAAAACCGUUCAAAUGUGUGCACUGUGAUAGAUGUUUUUCAAGAUCGGACCAUUUAGCUCUACAUAUGAAAAGACACGCGUAGAGAAACUAUGCUAGAGAAGAUAUUUUAAUUUAGAAUCCAUCUCACAAACUGCCAUUGUGGAGAAUUAGAAUAUUUCCAUAAAUAAUUCAAAGUCGGGCACCCCAGGUGCUUUGACGAGGCACCGAGAACUCGUCAUAUGAUAUUCGUAACAUAUGAUUCAAAAACAACGCGAAACGACGACAACCAUGGAGCAGCAUGGAUUCCACGUACUUUUGCUGCGUUCUUUAGACGUUAUUUGAAUUGGAAUUGCUUGUGAGUUCACACUUUGUCUAAAAGACAAGUGGAAAGCAGAUUGUUUGCAUACAAAUGAGUUAGCGGAAGGAAAGACAAGAGAGAAUAGCUUAGUUGAAUUAUCCAGUUGUUCAAUCAGAACGUAAGAAAAGAAAUAGCAACCAAAGAUUUGAGAAUACUCUAAUUACAGAUGUUAAGAACACGCAAGACGCGCGUUCUUUUUCUGUCUAAAAACAAAAACAUAUAAUGACAUGGUCGAAUAAUAUGUAUAUAUUCUAGGCCUACAAUGACCCAACUCCAAAUCAUUACAUUCACAUGAAAAUAACAUAAAGUAUAUAGAGUCAAACUUGUAAAUACGUCCACGAUGCUAGACAGUCAAUUGAAUUGUAUAUAAAAAUAUUAAAAUUGAAGACGAAACGACAA
Exaiptasia diaphana is the source of this 1658-nucleotide messenger RNA. Its product is annotated as Krueppel-like factor 6. Bases 153 to 1004 code for a protein of 283 amino acids. Gene Ontology annotation, biological process: regulation of transcription by RNA polymerase II. The transcript is spliced from 2 exons. The record is from RefSeq and is a predicted model, not a curated record. NCBI's taxonomy places the organism in Eukaryota, Metazoa, Cnidaria, Anthozoa, Actiniaria, Aiptasiidae. Gene Ontology annotation, molecular function: DNA-binding transcription factor activity, RNA polymerase II-specific; RNA polymerase II cis-regulatory region sequence-specific DNA binding.